CCUGCCAGCCCGGGAGGUACGGAAACAACUGCACUUCCUUGUGCAAUAGCAACUGCCAGCAGACGGGAACUUCUUCAGCUCGUCGGUGUGACUUCGUCACUGGCAGAUGUCUGAGUGGCUGCAUGCCAGGAUAUACCGGCCAAAUGUGUCAAACAGCGUGUCAAGCCGGGAGGUACGGAAACAACUGUACGUCCUUGUGCAGUAGCAACUGCAAGCAGGCGGGAACUGCCUCUGCUACACGAUGUGACUUCAUCACCGGCCGAUGUCUGUAUGGCUGCAUGCCCGGAUAUACUAGCUCAAUGUGUCAGACAGCCUGCCAGCCUGGGAGGUACGGGAACAACUGUACGUCCUUUUGCAGUAACAACUGCCAGCAGAAAGCACCUUCUUCUGCUCGACAGUGUGACUUCAUCACAGGUAGAUGUCUGAGUGGCUGCCUGCCAGGAUAUACCAGCCAUACGUGUCAAACAGCCUGCCCGCCUGGAAGGUACGGUAACAACUGUACGUCCAUGUGCAGUAGCAGUUGUCAGCAAACGGGAACUCCCUCCAGUCGACAGUGUGACUUCAUCACAGGUAGAUGUCUGAGUGGCUGCACGCCUGGAUAUAUAGGCAUAACGUGUCAAACAGUCUGCCAGCCUGGGAAAUACGGAAAGAACUGUACGUCCUCGUGCAGUAGCAACUGUAAGCAGGUGUUCACUACCUCUGCUCGACGGUGUGACUUCGUCACAGGCAGUUGUCUGAGUGGCUGUAUGCCAGGAUAUACUGGCCUAAAGUGCCAAACAGCCUGUCAACCAGGGAGGUACGGAGACAACUGUACGUCCUUGUGCAGUGGCAACUGCCGGCAGACGGGCACUUCCUCUGCUUCCUCUGUUACACAUUGUGACUUCGUCACAGGAAAAUGUCCUUCUGGCUGUCUUCUUGGAUAUACGGGUCAAACGUGCCACACAGCCUGCCUACCUGGAACAUACGGAGACAACUGCACGUCCGUGUGCAGUAGCAGCUGCCGUCAGAAAGGAAAUACCUCUUAUUCACAUUGUAAUUUCAUCACAGGCGAUUGUCCGAAUGGCUGCCUGCCCGGAUAUUCAGACUCAGCUUGUAAGAUAGCCUGUGAGCCUGGGAGGUAUGGAGAUAACUGUACGUCCUUGUGCAGCAGCAACUGCCGGCAGAUGGGCAAUUCUACUGUUCCAGAGUGUGACUUCAUCACAGGAGAAUGUUCACAUGGCUGCAAGACUGGAUAUAUCAGGCCAAUGUGUCAGUCAGCCUGUGAGCUUGGGACGUACGGAGACGACUGUUCGAUCUUGUGUAGCAGCAACUGUCGGCAGAACGGGAGUUUCUCUGUUGCAGAGUGUGACUUUAUCACAGGCGAAUGUCCAGAAGGCUGUCUGCCCGGAUAUAUCGGCCUCACCUGUAAAACAGCAUGCGAGCCCGGGUUAUAUGGAGACAACUGCACGUUCUUGUGCAGUGUAAACUGUCAACAAAGGCGUACUUCCUCAGAGCGACGAUGCAACUUCGUAACAGGCGAAUGUCUAAGUGGAUGUGUGCUAGGAUACUCACUCCCAACAUGUGAAUCAGCCUGUGAACCCGGGAGAUUCGGAAACAACUGUAUGUCCGUGUGCAGCAGCAACUGCUGGCAGAAUGGUACUUUCUCAGAUCCUGAGUGUGACUUCGUCACUGGUGAAUGUCCAGAUGGCUGCUUCCCCGGGUAUGCCAUCCCAACGUGUCAUUCAGAAUGCCAGAAUGGAAUGUACGGAGAAAACUGUACGUCCGUUUGCAGUAGCAACUGCCGGCAGAGGGGUACCUCCUCUACCCGACGGUGUCACCACACAACAGGAGGAUGUCUGAGCGGCUGCGUGCCCGGUUAUACAGGCCAAAUGUGUGAAACAG
This is a messenger RNA of Candidula unifasciata, 1881 nucleotides long. The record is from the annotation of a GenBank genome assembly. Lineage: Eukaryota; Metazoa; Mollusca; Gastropoda; Stylommatophora; Geomitridae.